AUGGCUGCCCAGUUCGCCUCCCAUGGCCGCGGCGGCGCAGGCAACAUGGCCGACGCCGCCAAGUCCGCCAAACUCAACGCCUCCGACCUCGAGACCCCCAUCCUCAAGACCCCCGUCGUCACCACCGGCCGCGGCGGCACGGGUAACAUGACGAGGAACGACGACCCCAAAGAGACUCGUCUUCGUCAGGAUGUCCAGGCAGUACCCAGGCGGCUCAGCGCCGGAGCCCAGCUCGGCGGCCGCGGCGGCGCAGGCAACGUCUUCAAGGGCGAGGAAGAGUUCGAAGAGCUGGCGCGCAACCGGAGCAUCGAGCAGGCCAUCGACGAGGCCCCCGAGAGGACGUCGGACAAGGCCUCUGACAAGUCGGUCGACAAGACGGACAAGGCCGAGGGAACAACGACGACAAAGCGGCGGUGGCUGUUUGGCAAGAAGUGA
Molecule: messenger RNA, 435 nt
Organism: Trichoderma reesei QM6a
Lineage: Eukaryota; Fungi; Ascomycota; Sordariomycetes; Hypocreales; Hypocreaceae
Exons: 2
Coding region: 1-435 (144 amino acids)
Source: RefSeq, a predicted model, not a curated record